AUGAAAAUGUUGGCAAGACUCGUUCUGGGACUUGUCAUCUUCAAUGCUGCUGGGACUGCUCCAACUCUGGAACCCAUCAACUACGACUCAGAAACAUACGAUGCCACUUUGGAGGACCUGGAUAAUGUAUACAACUAUGAAAACAUACCUAUUGGUCAAGCUGAGAUUGAAAUAGCUACAGUGAUGCCUUCUGGCAACAGAGAGCUCCUUACCCCACCCCCACCGCCAGAGGAAGCUGAAGAAGAGGAGGAGGAGGAGUCCACCCCCAGACUGAUCGAUGGCUCUUCUCCACAGGGGCCUGAAUUCACAGGGGUUCUGGGCCCACACACCAACGAAGACUUUCCAACCUGCCUUCUGUGUACGUGUAUAAGUACCACCGUAUACUGUGAUGACCAUGAACUUGAUGCUAUUCCUGCGCUACCCAAGAACACUGCUUAUUUCUAUUCCCGCUUCAACAGAAUUAAAAAGAUCAACAAAAAUGACUUUGCAAGCCUAAAUGAUUUAAGAAGGAUCGAUCUGACAUCAAAUCUAAUAUCUGAAAUUGAUGAGGAUGCAUUCAGAAAGCUACCUCACCUCCGGGAGCUUGUCCUGCGUGACAAUAAAAUAAGGCAGCUCCCCGAACUGCCAAAUACUUUGACAUUUAUCGAUAUCAGCAACAAUAGGCUGGGAAGGAAAGGAAUAAAACAAGAAGCAUUUAAAGAUAUGUAUGAUCUCCAUCACCUCUACCUCACCGAUAACAAUUUGGACCACAUCCCUCUGCCACUCCCAGAAAAUCUACAGGCCCUUCACCUUCAGAAUAACAACAUUUUGGAGAUGCAUGAAGAUACUUUCUGCAAUGUUAAAAAUUUGACUUAUAUUCGUAAGGCGCUAGAGGACAUUCGAUUGGAUGGAAACCCUAUCAAUCUCAGCAAAACUCCUCAAGCGUACAUGUGCCUACCUCGUUUGCCUAUUGGAAGUCUUGUCUAA
This is a messenger RNA of Neomonachus schauinslandi (Hawaiian monk seal), 966 nucleotides long. RefSeq names its product epiphycan (gene EPYC). The record is from RefSeq and is a predicted model, not a curated record. Gene Ontology annotation, molecular function: protein binding. Bases 1 to 966 code for a protein of 321 amino acids. The transcript has 6 exons. Lineage: Eukaryota; Metazoa; Chordata; Mammalia; Carnivora; Phocidae.